Micromonas pusilla CCMP1545 is the source of this 627-nucleotide messenger RNA. RefSeq lists its product as uncharacterized. Gene Ontology annotation, cellular component: mitochondrial small ribosomal subunit; ribosome. NCBI's taxonomy places the organism in Eukaryota, Viridiplantae, Chlorophyta, Mamiellophyceae, Mamiellales, Mamiellaceae. The record is from RefSeq and is a predicted model, not a curated record. Gene Ontology annotation, biological process: translation. Gene Ontology annotation, molecular function: structural constituent of ribosome; RNA binding. The transcript has a single exon. Bases 1 to 627 code for a protein of 208 amino acids.
AUGGAGAACCUGCCCUUGGACUGGAGCGAACUGGACGGACUCUCGGGGGACGACGACGACGACGAAAAGAAGAGACGCCGCGAGCGCCACGCGCGCGACGUCGGGGCUGGUGACUUCCCGACGUUGAAGGAGCUCCAGGACGCGGAGACGGAGGAGUCGAAGCGACGGAUGCUGCGGCGCAUCUUGGAGAUGAAAAAACAAAAGGAGGACAAGCUCAAGAGGGUGAGCGUUAGGGACGAGGAGGGAAGGUCGGGCGCGACGGGUCGACGAAAAACCGCGACGGCGCGCGUCACGAUCAAACCGGGCACCGGCGUGUUCUUCGUGAAUCACAAGCCGUUGGACGAGUACAUCUUAGACAUCAACGAGAGAGGGUGGGCGCUGUCGCCGUUUGUGCUCACGAAGACGAUCGGUUUAUUCGACGCGGUCGCGAGCGUGCGAGGGGGCGGGCUGAGCGGGCAGGCGCAGGCGAUUCGACACGGCGUCGCGCGAGCGCUGCAGCUGUACGAGCCGUCGUUCCGGCCGGCGCUGAAGCGUGCGGGGUAUCUCACGCGGGAUCCGAGGAUGGUGGAGAGGAAGAAGCCGGGGCGGAAGAAGGCGAGGAAGGCGUUCCAGUGGGUCAAGCGUUAG